Eubalaena glacialis (North Atlantic right whale) is the source of this 2790-nucleotide messenger RNA. It is a transcript of the gene ELF4, whose product is annotated as E74 like ETS transcription factor 4. The transcript has 9 exons. The record is from RefSeq and is a predicted model, not a curated record. Gene Ontology annotation, molecular function: DNA-binding transcription factor activity, RNA polymerase II-specific; sequence-specific DNA binding. Lineage: Eukaryota; Metazoa; Chordata; Mammalia; Artiodactyla; Balaenidae. The coding region runs from base 440 to 2428 and encodes 662 amino acids. Gene Ontology annotation, biological process: cell differentiation; regulation of transcription by RNA polymerase II. Gene Ontology annotation, cellular component: nucleus.
UCCGCUGGCUCGCGCCCCCUCCCCGGGCGCCCCCGCCGCCCCCUCCCUCGGCCUGACCCUCCCCGGCGUCCACCCGGCUCCCCCCGCACUCCACCCCACCCCCCGGAGUCGCUUUAUCAGGGGCGCCGCCGUCUCACCUGGUAUUUGCAUCUCGCCCUCCAACUUGCCAUUGGCGGCGCGACGUGUGGGAGAGCCCUGCGCCUCGCCCGCCCGGACCAGCCUGCCCCGGCGCCGAGGUCGCUCCUGCGCUUGGCCCAGCCCAGCAUGCAGCCUUGAACCUGGCUUAGGCCACCACCUACUCCAGCUCUCUACAACCCCUAUUUUACCGUGGCUCGUGGUGUAGGCUCUAGGCUCCAAGGUACAGCAUCUCUUCAUUUAGGAAACCCCACGCCUCCAGAGGGCCCUGCGGAUCCCGCAGUCGGCCCUCUGAGAAGACAGCAUGGCUAUUACUCUGCAGCCCAGUGACCUGAUCUUUGAGUUUGCAAGCAACGGAAUGGAUGACAUCCACCAGCUGGAAGACCCCUCAGUGUUCCCAGCUGUGAUCGUGGAGCAGGUCCCCUACCCCGAAUUACUGCAUCUGUACUCAGGCCUGGAGCUGGACGACGUUCACAAUGGCAUCAUAACAGACGGGACCUUGUGCAUGACUCAGGAUCAGAUCCUGGAGGGCAGUUUUUUGCUGGCAGAUGACAAUGAAGCAACCUCGCAAACCAUGUCAACCACUGAAGUCUUGCUCAACGUCGAGUCUCCCAAUGACAUCCUGGAUGAAAAGCAGAUCUUCAGCACCUCCGAAAUGCUUCCAGACCCGGACCCUGCUCCAGCCGUCACUCUGCCCAACUACCUGUUUCCUGUCUCUGAGCCCGACGCCCUGAACAGGGCUGGUGACACUGGUGACCAGGAGGAACACUGUCUGGAGGAGAAGGUCCCCAGAGAAGAAAGUGCCAAGAAGACUGGAAAAUCGAAGAAGAGAAUCCGGAAGACCAAGGGCAACCGCAGUACCUCACCCGUCACUGACCCCAGCAUCCCCAUUCGGAAGAAAUCGAAGGAUGGCAAAGGCAGCACCAUCUACCUGUGGGAGUUCCUCCUCGCACUUCUGCAAGACCGGAACACCUGCCCCAAGUACAUCAAGUGGACCCAGCGAGAGAAAGGCAUCUUCAAGCUGGUGGAUUCCAAAGCGGUGUCCAAGCUGUGGGGGAAGCAGAAGAACAAGCCUGACAUGAACUACGAGACGAUGGGGCGGGCACUGAGAUAUUACUACCAAAGAGGCAUCCUUGCCAAAGUGGAAGGGCAGAGGCUGGUGUACCAGUUUAAGGAGAUGCCCAAGGACCUGGUGGUGAUUGAAGACGAGGAUGAGAGAAGUGAAGUCACAGCCACAUCCCCUCAGGCCUCCGCUCCCUCCACCUCCUCCAGCAGCACCACCCGGCGAGCCAGCUCCAGGGUAUCAUCCAGAGCUGCCCCGCAUGGCAGGGGCGCCACUUCCUGGGAAAAGCCAAAGGUUCAGCACGUUGGUCUACAGCCAUCUGCGAGUCUGGAAUCGGGACUGUCUCUAGACGAGGAGAUCCCCACUACCUCCACGGUGCUUGUCUCUCCACCAGAGAGCCAGGCCAAACGCACCAAAGCUGUGAGUACGUCUUCAGUGCCCAGCAACAUCCACCUAGGAGUGGCCCCUGUCGGGUCAGGCUCGGCCUUGACCCUGCAGACCAUCCCGCUGACCACCGUGCUGACCAACGGGCCUCCUGCCAGUACUACUGCUUCAACCCAGCUCGUUCUCCAGAGUGUUCCGCCUGCUUCGACCUUCAAGGACACCUUCACUUUGCAGGCCUCCUUCCCCCUGAACACCAGUUUCCAAGAGAACCAGGUGGCAGCACCAGGGGCUCCGCUGAUUCUCAGUAGCCUCCCCCAAAUUCUGGCUGGGGGCAACUGUGCGACCAAUCCAGCACCACCCUCGGUCACAGGGGCUGGCCCAGCCGGGCCCAGCUCUCAGCCCCCCGGGACUGUGAUUGCGGCCUUCAUCAGGACUUCCGGUGCCACAGCAGCCCCUGGGGUCAAGGAGGGGCCGCUGAGGCCCUCCUCCUAUGUACAGGGCAUGAUGACUGGGGCCCCCAUGGAGGGGCUGCUGGUUCCUGAAGAGACCCUGAGGGAGCUCCUGAGGGAUCAGGCUCACCUUCAGCCACUUCCAACCCAGGUAGUUUCAAGGGGUUCCCACAAUCCGAGCCUUCUGGGAAACCAGACUUUCUCUCCUCCCAGCCGCCCCACUGUUGGGCUGACCCCGGUGGCUGAACUUGAGCUCUCCUCGGGCUCAGGGUCCCUGUUUACGGCUGAGCCUAGUGUGACCACAUCUGGGAGCCUGCUGACCAGAUCCCCAACCCCAGCCCCCUUCUCCCCAUUCAACCCCACUUCCCUCAUUAAGAUGGAGCCCCAUGACAUAUAAACGGAGGGCCUGGGGGGAAGUGUGACCCACCAGGCAAAGUUGAGCAGCAUUUGUAUACGGACUUCCUCUAAGAGAGACUGACUGAAGUAGUGCACCUGCCCUUAUAUUUCAGUGGGGUGUCAGUACACCACACCCCCGUGCCCCACCCCUGCCUGGCGUCACCAUGGCCAAGACAGGCCCAGUCGGAGCAUCCCUGGCGUCAGACCACGGCUUUCAAGAGCACUAGGGGAUAUGUUCUUGUCGGGGUAAUAGGCUGACUUGGUGAUGGAGGGCAGACCUCCUGAGACGUUUGUAGCCAGGGCUGGGGUAGGGGCAUCGUGAGAAGAGUCUUUUCACCUGGCUGUAUUUCACCAUCUUCUUUC